Spodoptera exigua (beet armyworm) is the source of this 1877-nucleotide messenger RNA. The record is from the annotation of a GenBank genome assembly. Lineage: Eukaryota; Metazoa; Arthropoda; Insecta; Lepidoptera; Noctuidae.
AUACAGACAUUAAAUCUGUGUACGUGCCUUAGAACAAAGUUGUCUGUGUGCCCAAGUGCGUUGUUAUUGUGUAUAUUUUUGGCAUCAUUAAAUUUUGAGUCGGAUCUAUUUGGCUAUCAUUAUCAUACACGGUAGCUAUGUGCAGAGAGCAUAUGUAAUUACGACAAUGGACAAGAAGUACAAGAGACUAGAGAAGUUAGAUGAAGAAGGAGUCGUGACUCUGCUGGAGAAGUGGGACUUAGGGGAGUUCGUGGAGUUUGCGAGGGAGAGGAGUUUGGACGGGAGGAAGCUGUUCGAUAUCAGCGAAGGAAUCGUGAAGCUCUGGCGACCAAAAGCAAACGUUAAGAAAUUCAUGACGGUCAUUGAAGAUAUGAAACUGAAUCCAAAGAAAUAUUUGGAAAACAAAGACGAAAACGUAACAAUUGAAAAACUGGAUUUCAGAGAAUCAACAACAACAGACAUACAAACACAAAACACGUGCGACAAACAUGAUAUCGAGAGCCAGUACCAAACCGUUACACACAGACGCAAAGAUGAUAAUGGACAAACUCACUCAAUGAGCACUGUGGAAGAACUAAUCAGAAGAAUAGUUCCAGCCAAGAGCUUUCUAUACAGGAAUCAACAAAAAGCUGAACGAACACCUUCGUACCCGCCUAUGGAUGCUGGCACUCCCAAGAAAAAGAAACUUUUCAGACUCAGCUCAUACGAAUAUCCUUUCUUUGAUAUACGAGCGCGAUUCUCCAGACAAGAAAGUUCAAACGACAGAGGGUACUACGCCAUGAAGAGGAACAGCAGAUAUUACACAGCUAGGUCUUACAAGAAAUCUGACUCCAAAACAAAAUACAAAACUCUAUCAACUCCUGAGGAAUUCAGUGAAAAAUGUCCCGAAGAUCAUUUCUACGAAGACUUGUGUUACAAUGAAGUUGACAAAGAGAAAGAUAAACCAGUAGAACAGAGAGUAGUUAGUGUUAAACCUUGUAUAGUUAAGAUUCAAGAACUGUUUCAGUCGUUCAAAGUGCCGUUUUUUAAGAAGCAUGAAAUGUUAGAAGACUCGGCUAGGAAUAUAGAGAGUGAGAAAUCAUCGAAUAUUUAUGAGAACGACAGUGUUGCUAAUAUGUAUGACUCUGUACAUGUUAUUAGACCUGUUGAAGACGAAGUGAAGAGUCAAUUGAAGAUACCGGUGGAAGAUUACUUAGAGCCAGUGCAGCUGAACAAAGACUAUUGUGACGUGAACUACAAACAGAAGGACGACUCUCUACUGGGAUACAUACUCAGCAUUUUCGAGAACAGAUUCGGGAUCAGAAGAGAAACAAAUGACGAUCAGCCGUCAGAAGAAUCAGAGGCAGGUUCUCAUAAGGCGGAGAGCACACCGAGCGAGGAUGCAGCUCGCAAAUGGCCAGAAUCCCGCAAGUCUGGCGGGACGAACAUGGCUGACAGACCACUCCCUGUGCCCGUGGAGAACGAGCCUUACUACAUGAAUGUGGACAGGGCAGAGGCAAUAAACUUGUUGAAGGGUCAGCCUGAUGGCACGUUUAUACUGAGGCCGUCUAGUCAGCCGGACCACGCCUAUACGUUAAGCGUAGCGUGCUCAAACGCAGUUCACAAUGUCGGUGUUCGUCGGAGACCAGACGGUCGGCUGGCCCUCGGCUUCCCUCGGCGAGGGGAACAGAGCUUUGCAAGCGUGACGUCACUGCUCCGCCAUCAUCGGAAGAGGAGGCUGCUUCUAGUAGCGGGCGGUGACGUCAUUGGAGCUACCACGCUGAAUGAAACUCCUCACUAUUACCAAAGCCCUAGCAGUAUUCCUGUGCCAGUCGCUAAUAAGGAUGGAGCUUGAUGACUGACCUGUCUUGAGGUUAACAUGAAUGAUGGUGUGCCCC